AUGCUUGCCUGUUUGGCCAGGGGGAAUUUACUGGAUAUUCUGCAAGAGGGCUUCUCAGAGCAGCAACUACAGGCGUACGUGGCCUGGGUGAAUUCCCAGCUGAAGAAGAAGCCAGCAAUAAAGCCAGUGCAGGACCUAAGGCAGGAUCUCCGAGAUGGGGUCAUCCUGGCCACUCUCAUUGAACUUGUAGCCGGUGAGAAGCUGAAUGGCAUUCAGGUCAGUCCCACCAGCCAGCAGGAAAUGAGAGAAAAUGUAGAGAAAGUCCUGCAGUUCGUGGCAUCGAAAAAGAUUCGUAUGCACCAAACUUCAGCGAAAGAUAUCGUUGAUGGGAACCUGAAAUCCAUCAUGAGGCUGAUCCUUGCCUUAGCUGCUCAUUUUAAACCUGGCUCGGGUAGAACAGCCAUUCAAAGCCCAGCCAGCAUGGUGGGGAAGAGCCUUUCAGCAUCAUCAGCCAGUCACAGGCCUCAUUCAGUGGCUGCCGUGGCCCAGGGUGCCGUGGCUGCUCUGGCAGAUGUUCGUCAGGAUGUCUCACACUCAGGACGUGAUGUUUUCCGGCACAGACAGAGAAACAGCAGCGUCGAUGAAGAAAUUGAGAAUCCCUACUGGAGUGUCCGAGCACUGGUGCAGCAGUAUGAGGGACAGCAGAGCGUGCCCUCAGAGUCUUGCUCCUCCAGUCUCACAUCACCCAGUCCCAUACACAGCACAAAGAGCGAGUCCAUUGCAACCCAGUCAGAGGAGAAGGCAGACUUUGUGAUCAUCGGAGCUGAAGAAACAGAAACCAAAACAGAAGAGACAGACUCUCCAUUUCUCCCAGAGUGGCAGGCCGGAAGCUCUGGGACAUACCUAGAGACCUCCUGGGAGGAGCAGCUGCUGGAACAACAAGACCAUUUAGAAAAGGAAAUGGAGGAAGCAAAGAAGAUGAUUUCAGGCCUGCAGGCAUUGCUGCUCAAUGGGUCAUUACCUGAGGACGAGCAGGAGGGAUCAUUUGUCCUUUGUGAACAUGGAGCCUGUCCAGAAGAGCAGCUGGUCAUAAUCCGAAGUCGUCUGGACCAGAGCAUGGACGAAAAUCAGGACCUAAAGAAGGAGCUACUGAAAUACAAACAAGAAGCGCGAAACCUACAAGGAAUAAAGGAUGCAUUGCAGCAGAGGUUGGCUCAGCAAGACGCUUCAGUUCUUCAGCUAAAGCAGGAGCUGCUGAGAGCAAAUAUGGACAAGGAGGAAUUGCACAACCAGAAUGUUGAUCUGCAGAGGAAGGUUGAAGAGAGGAACAGACUCCUGGGAGAAUACAAAAAGGAGCUGGGCCAGAAGGAUCGGCACUUACAGCAGCACCAGGCCAAGCUAGACGAAAUGCUCCGUCAGCUCUCCGAGGCCAGCUACCAGCAGGCAGAUUUGGAGCGGGAGCUGGAGCACAAGGAGGCCCUGCUGGCUCAGUGCAUGAAGAGAGAGACAGAAGAGGUGAUGGGCUACAGCAAUCACAGCACUCAGAGCAACGGCUUCCUCCAGACAGCAGGAAAAGGAGCUGCUCCCACAGCCCACAGAGUGACGAACGACCUGCAGUUGGUGCGUGAUGCCCUCCGCAGCUUGCGGAACAGUUUCAGUGGCCACGACCCGCAGCACCACACCAUCGACAGCCUGGAACAAGGCAUCUCCAGCCUGAUGGAGAGAUUGCACCGCAUGGAGACGCAGAAGAGGCAAGAGAGAAGGGUUCAAGGGAAGUCGCCCGCAAGCCGAGCAGCGAAUGAGUAUCGAGACUCCUGGCCUCCCAACUCCAAAUUGCCUCAUUCUCACAGCACACCCACUAUGAGCAGCAGUGCCUGCACCAAAGUGCUCUACUUCACUGAUCGCUCACUCACACCUUUCAUGGUCAAUAUACCAAAGAGGUUAGGUGAGGUGACUCUGAAGGACUUCAAGGCAGCUAUCGAUCGGGAAGGAACCCACCGGUACCAUUUCAAAGCCCUAGAUCCAGAAUUUGGCACAGUCAAGGAAGAGGUGUUCCAUGAUGAUGACAUCAUUCCUGGUUGGGAGGGGAAAAUCGUAGCCUGGGUGGAAGAGGAUCAUGGGGAAAAUUAA
This is a messenger RNA of Emys orbicularis (European pond turtle), 2070 nucleotides long. It is a transcript of the gene DIXDC1, whose product is annotated as DIX domain containing 1. The transcript is spliced from 20 exons. The record is from RefSeq and is a predicted model, not a curated record. Gene Ontology annotation, cellular component: cytosol. Gene Ontology annotation, biological process: canonical Wnt signaling pathway. Gene Ontology annotation, molecular function: frizzled binding. The coding region runs from base 1 to 2070 and encodes 689 amino acids. Lineage: Eukaryota; Metazoa; Chordata; Testudines; Emydidae.